AUGGCUGAGGGAGCAUUCGGUAAUUUUCGCUUUAUGAACAAAGGAAAAGAAAAGAAAGAUAAAGCAAGCAGUCUGCAUCACGAGCUCCAAAUUGAUAUAAUGAAAAGUGAGUGCAAGCUGUUUGAUCAGUUUCUAUUGGUAUAUUCCUGUGCAUCCUUAUUUCUUCUUUAAUUAGCGAGCAAAAUGAUUAGUAAAUUAAUAUUUUUAGAAAAUUAAAUCUUCUGAUACAAAAUAUUAUAUAUGUAUAAUUCUCAAUCAUAAUAAUGAAAUUCUAUUAAACUGGAUUUUUUACAAUAAAAUAUUGAAUCUAUAGAAUUUAAAAUCCGAAAAAAAUUUAGGAUUUCUUGGUUCUUAUCAAUAAUAUUUUUGCUCACUCCCCCCCCCUCCGUGAGUGAACAAAACCAUUAGAAAAAUCGCUAUUUUUUGCCCAAAAACCCACCCUCCGUGAGUGAACAAAAAUUUUUAUUGACAAAAAUUUAGAUAUAUAAAUGAUAAUUAGUAUAAUGAAAUCUAGAGCUAAUUCUGUUUAAUUUUAAACGAAUUGCUUUUUAAAACAUAAAUUUUAUAAAUUAAAUUAAUCUUUGCUUUCCAAUUUUUGCGAAUUAGGAUUUUUUUAAAUUUCGAAAAAAAAAUAUUUUUUUAUAAAAUUUUAUAUAUAAAUUUUUUUAAAAAAAAAAAUUGACCCCCUCCGUGAGUGAACAAAAUUUUUUUGUUCACUCACGGAGGGGGGGGGGGAGUCAGUAAGAAUUAGUAAUUUCAGUUCUCGCACUUGUUCUCGAGUCUUUCCCGGAGUGAAACGCAGCUGUUUGCCUUAUAAUUUCCAUCUUAAUAGAUGCAGUGGGGAUUUUCGCUUCUAUCAAGAAUAUUUAUUCUCUGAAAGAAAUGAACAACAUGAAGAUUCGCAAGACUUUGAUUUAUCUCCUUGGCUAUUGUAUUGCCCAGGUAUUUCACGCAGUGCUGUACUUUUCUCUGAACUCUGCUGAUAUUGUGGAUGAUUUCCAUACAAAUUAUGGAAUUGGAUAUACUUAUGUUAUUGGCGGAAUGAUAUUAGUCGUUUUUAUUAUUGCAGCAUUUGGGCUCUACUUUUUACAACAGAUCAAAAUCCUGGCUGAUACCAUUGCUGCUAUUAAUGGACUUACUAAGAAUAAAGAAGCCACUUAUAGGUCAAGGGUUGGAGUUCUAGAUAACUAA
Molecule: messenger RNA, 1191 nt
Organism: Blepharisma stoltei
Lineage: Eukaryota; Ciliophora; Heterotrichea; Heterotrichida; Blepharismidae
Source: the annotation of a GenBank genome assembly